GAAAGAUGACGAGGACGGAGACGGACCAUUUGAGAACCGAAGAGACGCACGCCUCUGUCCUCCGCAGCCGCCGAAGAGAAGAACCCAAGAAACCAAAAGGCACGGCGCUCCGGCCGGCGGCGGCGAGCCGGAGCCAGCAAUGGCAGCGACCUUGGCCCGCGCCGCCCUCCGAGCCCUUACCAGGCCGCGACACGCCGGCGCUGCAGGGGUUCCUCUUCAGUUGGACGCCACGGCGAUCGCCAAGCAGAAGACGCCCGGCUCCCUAAUUGGCCUCAGGUGCACCGGCACCGGCGCUGGCGGGGCGUUGCAAGCGGAUGAGGAGGCGGUGGUGCCGCGGUCAGCGCCGGUGCACAUCGCAUACGAGCUUCACAAGGCCGGCCACCGCUACCUCGACGUCAGAACCGAGUCCGAGUUCCGUGCGGGGCAUCCUGAAAGAGCUGUAAAUAUCCCCUACAUGUUCAGGACCGACUCAGGAACGACAAAGAACACACACUUUCUUGAGCAAGUGUCAAGGAUAUUUGGGAAGGAUGAUGAGAUCAUCGUUGGCUGUCAAAGUGGCAGGAGAUCUCUCAUGGCAGCAACUGAGCUCCACUCUGCUGGUUUCACUGAUGUAACAGAUAUCGCCGGUGGAUUCUCUUCAUGGAAAGAGAAAGGACUGCCUAUCAACCAGUGAUGUUAGCUCGCAAACAUUGCCUAGGAUCUGUUAAGGCUGCUCUGCUCGAGGAUUGCUCAGCAGUCUUCUCGUCUUUUUGAAUUAACAGUGCAGAAUAAAAUGGAGCCUGUAAAACAGAACAGUAGCAUUGGCGUGGUGCUGCUGGCGUGGCGUUCUUACUGGUAGUAUGUAGUUUUUUCUGUUGGCAUGUGGUCGUGGUGCGGAGUCGGUUUAGGUGCAGUUGUAUUUUAAACUCUUUUUCUUUCUAAUAAAAAUUCGGCAAAACUCUUGCCAUCCUUUCGAGAGAAAAAAA
Molecule: messenger RNA, 965 nt
Organism: Panicum virgatum (switchgrass)
Lineage: Eukaryota; Viridiplantae; Streptophyta; Magnoliopsida; Poales; Poaceae
Product: thiosulfate sulfurtransferase 16, chloroplastic-like
Exons: 7
Coding region: 140-673 (177 amino acids)
Source: RefSeq, a predicted model, not a curated record